AUGACAGAAGCUGAUGGAGAACGUGGCUUAUGUGGACCGAAUUAUCCGAAGUAUCUUAUAUUUACGACAAAGUCCUACAUAUGUUUAGCUUUCCAUACCUCAUCUCAACGACCUCCCAUUUUACCCGGUGUGAAACCUGGAUUUCGAGUUAUUCUUACUGCAAUUCAAGAAACUCGAAAUAGUAGUUGUCCAUCAAGCAACUUUUACUGCGGUGCAGUUCCUCGUUUCAUGGGGGCAAAUUCUAUGAUAACAUCAACUUCACUUAGUGCAGAUAGCCGGUUGUAUGGACCGUUCUUAUCUCUUCCUCAAUAUAUCCGUAGUUUAGAUGACGACAGAUUUCCAUCUAAUCAUGAUAAACAAUAUAUGGGAUAUUGUAUUACAAAGAAGAGUUUAUGCGAUGGUAUUAUGAACUGUGAAGAUAGGAAAGAUGAAGAUAUUUCUCAUUGUCAAGCUUUUAUUGAUAUGGAAGCUUCAAACAGUCCACUACUUGCUAAUGGUGAUUUGAUUGAUGUUAAUAGCUGGUUAUCAGGUUUAUUGUCACUUGGUAUGCCGGCGUCUAUUGCUAUAGCUGUCAGUACAAUUGUUAUUCUUAUAUUGGGUAUUGGAGUUGUGAUAUGUUGUUGUCAUCGUUGUUGUCUGAUGAAUCAAACAUAUAAUAAUCAGUAUUCAAAUAAUAGACUUGCGUUUAGAAAUGGUGGAAUUUUUUUAGAUACUUUCAGUCGUCCUAUAACUGCAGCAAAUUAUAAUUAUGGUUAUUCUAGAUCACAGCAUCUAGGUGUAAUGUCCGUCAAUGCUGGUGCACAGUCACAGUUAUCAGAUCGUAUAGAUUUGAUAUCUCAUAUAGACGGUGAUCAACAGAAGAUUGCUAGGAAUUGGCAACAGAGUGCUUCCUUUCCUUCAGACAUAUUGAUGACAAGGGGGGAAGCUUUUCACGACGUAACUGUAAUGCACCUAACCAACAUCACCAAACGUUCAAUCAGUAUUUGA
Messenger RNA from Schistosoma mattheei, 987 nucleotides. The record is from the annotation of a GenBank genome assembly. NCBI's taxonomy places the organism in Eukaryota, Metazoa, Platyhelminthes, Trematoda, Strigeidida, Schistosomatidae.